AUGGCCCACGUCUCCCAGAGCACAUUGUUUCGCCAGCGUCUUCAUGCUGCCAUCAAGCUGUUGGCCCAGCAAGCCGAGCGACAUGAGGUUGCAAGUUUGCCGGACACAAUCGUAGCAGGCAUCAAUGACAAUCGGAAGAAGUUGAGCAUCUGUGCAUCGGAUCUCACUGAUGCACAGCAGGACCAGCUGCUGGGCAUGCUGAACCAUCGAUGGAGUGAGCCUCUCACUGAUGGCAAGUUGCAGCACUGGUGUGCUCCGGGCUGCUGUUCCAGCUUGCCAGAGAUGCGCGCAAAGAUGGAGGAGGCAUUGAUGUCAUCUCUGGGAAAUGGCUUUGAGGUUCCACUUCUCUACAGGUGGAAACACUUUGAACCGGCGGUCGACUAUACUCUACGUAAUACAGCAAUGCAUGGCUUGCUUGCACACAUUUGGCCCCAAUGCAUGCACAGCAAGCAAGACGACAUAUUGCUUGAGCAGGUCGUUGAUGAUGAUGCGCCUGAUUUAGACCCAAGCAUCAAACAACAGGUACGGUUGACUCGUGUUUAUAGAUUGCUCUGUCAGCCAGAUACUUUGGCUAAGCUGGCACAGUGUGUUGUCCUGACACGCCCACUGGCUGCCUUUAUGGAUCGUGCAAGUCUGGUGGACACGGUGCGUCAUAGGUUCUACUUGCGUGUGCGAGGAUUGAACCCUCCCAGCAACUGCCCAUAUGGGGAGGAAGAGCUUCGUUCCAUGAAUCUGGAUUUGCUCACUGGCGAACGUGGCCUUGAAGUCGUGCAGCAGUAUUACCACUUGCUGCUUUCAGAACCAGAGUCAGCUGAUUGGUUUCCAGAGUUUGAUCUCCCCUACACAAAGUGCAUUCUUCUGAUCUUCACCACUAUGUGUGAUUCGUGGCGUCGCCUUGUCUUGCCCUACCAGUCUAUUACAUCAUCCUGCCUACGCAUUGCUUCCAUGGGUAGUCAGGAAGGCCUCGAAUUCUUGUGGCGUGAACAGCAGAAGGUGGGUGAAUGCAUCCUUUGCAAGGACCAGCACUUUGCGCAGGUAUUGGUCAAACAAUUGUUUGAGCCGGGAAUGACGGCUGAUGACAGGGAGGCUCGGUAUGCCAGCAUACAGAACAUGAUCCGGGACCUUUUGUUGCACAUCCCAGCAUCCUCUGUAGAAGUCGAGAAGCAGCAUGCCGGCGUGCAAAUCGAAAGUGACACUCGGCGUGCUGGGGCGAAAAGACCCACGAACUUGCAACGUGACAGCUACAUUCUUUCGACGAUGCAAGAUCACGCAGCGACCCAACAAGCAGUUGAAGCUGAGUGCUUCGGGGCUGGCAAGCGCAAGGUCAAUCUGCUCUUGCGGCGUGCACGCCUGUUGGACACAACCGCACCUGCAGCAGGUCGGUUCGAUGUGGACAAGUUCAGCAAGGACCAGCCAAGACACGGAAGGGCCGAGUAUCGGAGUCACCGCAUUGGGAAAGAUGGAGCCAACUCACCUCACAAAGAAAUUGCGGCACGAUGGAGAGCUCUCAGUCCCAGGGAUAAGGCGAGAUUCAAGGUCCGUGCCGAAGAGAUGCAGGCGCAGCGUGAGCAGCUGAUGAAAGAGCCGCUCAGCCGGAGGAAGCCCGAUUCACUAGAGUUGACAAAAGCACAGGUGCAACGCUUGGGAAACAAACGGCUGGACUCCACUUUGCAGCAAGUGUCGGACCAUGAUGUGUGGAAAAAAGGCUUAGGCCUUUGGGACCAUGUCUCUGCCUUACGCAAGGACCAUGUUCUACCCUUGGCUGAUGAUGCGACGGCCAGGUUUCAGAGUAUGUUUUCUUAUGACGGGGUUGUGACUCCGAAUGGUGCAAUUCCCUCCUACGAGCAUCCGUGUGUUUGCCACGGCGGUGGUGUGUGCCGCCGGCACGACCUGUACGAGCAUGUUGCCCGUAUCACAACCCAGUUUGACAGCAUCCUGGUGCAGCACAAGCUUGCCGUUUCUGAGCCCCUGUUGCUGUGCGUCGCGCCAGAAGCUGCAUUGAGUGACACCGAGGUCAACAUCUAUGCAUCUCAACAGCUGACGUUCGGACAUGAGGGUGGCAACUUUCUGGUGAACUUACCACGAGACGUCUCAUAUCGUGCUGCACUUGGCAGACAGCACCGUCUGGCCGCCAAGCACCAGCAGAGCGUCGCAGAAAGGGCAAACUUCCGUUCGGAUUGGAUGCGAUGGUGGCAGAGAUGCAUCCCCCCGCUGUGCGGGCAGUCCCUGUUGCACGGAAAGGCAAAGACAAGUCCAGCUCUGCAGGCAGCGCACCGGCGCCUGCAAAGCGCGCUGCUGCUGAUGAUGAUGAAAAUGCUGGGACAGCGGAUGUCGAGCUGUUUGAGAAUUUGUUCGUGGAGGACUCAUUUCCUACUUUGGAGGAUCUUGCCAAGCCUUUACUCCACUGGACUUUGUCUUGCAUGGGUGGCUUCCUGCAGCUGA
Messenger RNA from Symbiodinium necroappetens, 2442 nucleotides. The record is from the annotation of a GenBank genome assembly. Lineage: Eukaryota; Dinophyceae; Suessiales; Symbiodiniaceae.